This is a messenger RNA of Colletotrichum truncatum, 717 nucleotides long. Its product is annotated as necrosis inducing protein. Lineage: Eukaryota; Fungi; Ascomycota; Sordariomycetes; Glomerellales; Glomerellaceae. The record is from RefSeq and is a predicted model, not a curated record.
AUGGCCCCCUCCCUCUUCCGUCUUGCCUCAUGGCUUGCUGCCGCCGCCAGCACCGUCUCUGCGGCCCCUAUUGAGCCCCGUGCUGUCCUCGCCCACGAUGCCAUUGUUGGCUUCCCUGAGACAGUCCCUUCGGGUACGGCCGGCAGCCUCUAUUUGAAGUACAAGCCCUACCUCAAGGUUGUGAACGGCUGCGUUCCCUUCCCUGCCGUCGACAAGGCUGGUAACACUGGUGGCGGCCUCAACCCUACCGGCUCUUCCAACGGAGGUUGCUCCUCCAGCACCGGCCAGGUCUACGCCCGCGGUGCUUCCUACAACGGUGCCUACGCCAUCAUGUACUCGUACUACAUGCCCAAGGAUUCCCCUUCCACGGGUCUCGGCCACCGCCACGACUGGGAGAACACCGUCGUCUGGUUGUCUGCUGCCUCCGAGUCCGCCACCGUUCUGGGCGUCUCCGUCUCCGCCCACGGCAACUACGACAAGAAGACCUCCGGCAUCAGCUUCACGGGCACCCACCCCCGCGUCGGAUACCGCAGCAUCUUCCCCGUCAACCACCAGAUGAUCUUCACCAGCGAGCAGGGCGGCCAGCAGCCUCUGAUUGCCUGGGAGUCGCUCACCCCUGCUGCCCGCACCGCCCUCGAGAACACCGACUUUGGAAGCGCCAACGUUCCCAUGAAGGACGGCAACUUCAACAACAACCUUGGCAAGGCCGCGUUGUAA